Trichoderma atroviride IMI 206040 is the source of this 1308-nucleotide messenger RNA. The record is from RefSeq and is a predicted model, not a curated record. Lineage: Eukaryota; Fungi; Ascomycota; Sordariomycetes; Hypocreales; Hypocreaceae.
AUGGUUUCAAUUCUAUGGCUUGCCUUGAACCUGAUAUCUGCCAACGCUUCGCCAGUAUUGGAGCAGCGAGCAGAUAAUACAGCGAUUGUGAACCUUGCAGCGUCCCGCGGACCUUCGAAACAUGCUGCGUCUGGAUUCAUCUAUGGUAUUCCAGAUAAUAGCGGGCAAAUACCAUCCCAUUUCUGGACUGACCUUGAUAUACGAGGUUGCCGCACUGGGGGGGCUCAACUUGGCGCUCCCAACCGUGGCUGGACAUGGGGACUAGGGGAAUACCGCGGGCGAUUUCACUGGCUGGCACAUGAUAUCUGGGGAACAGACAAUACCAAUGCCAGCAGUGUUUGGCCUGGUGACAACGGCAAAUGGGAUGACUACGACAAUUUUGUCCGCCAACUCUUGAAUGAUCUCUAUACGAACAAUGCCCUUAAUGGCACGAAUUACGAGAUAUGGAAUGAGCCUGACAUUAGUAUAUUUUGGAAGGGCAAAGGGGGCAUGCAGCAAUGGAUUGACCUCUACGUCCGGACUCAUAAGCUCAUUCGUUCAGAUUCAAGGUUCAACAACAUGAACAUUGUUGGUCCUAGUCUGGCCUAUCGCCCACAAGCGACGAAUGUGUGGUGGACAGAAUGGUUGCGCCAAGUGGCUGGCAAUAACACGAUUCCCGACCAGUAUACGUAUCAUCUGGAAGGGAGUGAGACCGAUACCACCAAUGAUCCGAGUUUCACAAAUGCCAGUCUCUCAGCACUUCUUAAGACAUAUAAUGCCCCACAGAGACAGGUAAAUGUCAACGAGUACGCUCAAUACAAAGAGAUGGUUCCCGGAUCAUAUAUUUGGUGGAUCGCCGGACUGGAGCGCUUCGAUUUCAUCGGUUUGCUAGGCAACUGGCAAGGCGGAACAGUUUUGCAUGAUCUUUUUGCUAAUCUCAUCACGAAGAAAGCCGAUCCGAUGAACUACGCAGCUACAGACUAUGCACCAGCACCAGGCUACUGGGUCUACCGGUAUUACGCCACUAACAUGACUGGCAACCGAGCCACCAUCCAGAGAUCCGGUGACACGCAUCUAGAUGUAUAUGCCACCAUUGGACAGGAUCGCGUGCGACUCAUCGUUGGCACAAAGCUCCAGAGCGGAACGUGGUAUGUCACUCUUAAUGGGUUGACAUCUGUAGGAAAACCAUCAUCUGGAUCUCUAUCCAUCAGUACAUGGGAAUUUGAUGGAAGCAACCCGCUUUCAGUUCAGGCGGCGCCUGUCUUUCGGAAUACGGUCGCACACUCAUAUAGCGCUGGGUCUCUUAACUUUUCCCAUAUAUCAAACUGA